Messenger RNA from Caenorhabditis bovis, 1980 nucleotides. NCBI's taxonomy places the organism in Eukaryota, Metazoa, Nematoda, Chromadorea, Rhabditida, Rhabditidae. The record is from the annotation of a GenBank genome assembly.
AUGGCCCCGAUGACACCACCUUCCAAGCUUGACACCCGAUUUUUAAGAGAGGAGUAUAGGAAUUACAUUCUCGGCGAUGCUCGAUUAUUCCAGGAGGCCGUGUUCACCUACACGCAAAUCUACGGAAUAGUGGAGAAUGUUCAAGCCGUUGUGUUGGAUAAGCUCAUGAAGGUCGAAUACGUUGAGCGAUGGCUUACUUCGUUUCCGUAUACCACCAUGUAUGAGCAUUUUCACGAAAUGCGUCGAAUUAAUGUUGACGCGGGAAUCGAUCCACCAUUCUACUACUUCGAUCAAUUUCGCGAUUUUCUCCAUGAGUUCCGUCUCAUCUUUAAAUUGAAUAUUUCCGCCUGCCCAUGCACCGAAUAUUAUUCCGACAGACGCUUCAUGCAAGUUUUGGCGAAAAAACUGCUCAACAGCGAGCCAGUUCGUGUCGACAGUUUGAUGUCAAUCGCCUAUGAAACGUUUCCGCCAUCGUUGCACGUGGCAAAAUCAUGCGAGACGUUUCAUCAUGAUUCGUUUUUCGCCAAUAUCACCGGAACUGGCGAUAUUCUCCGAAAAAUUAUUGGCGAAUUUUUCCAACUCGAUCCUCUCGGUCAAUUCGUUGUGAUCACACAGACGGGUCUUGAUAAUUUCGCGUUGCGCUGCGAUCUGUGCUGCCCAACGAUGCUCUCGGCGGUGUACUAUCUCGAUCUCAGCCGCGUGUUCCGCUUUAGGGGACGCAUCACCAAAUUCAAGGAUAACUGCGUUGUGGUCACCAUCGGGCUCAACAGCAUUUUCUCAGAUUAUAAAAUAAUCUGUUCGUGCGACGACAUCGUUGAUAUUGGGCAAUCGGUGCAAGUCUAUUGCUCGUUCAUCAACCACGACAAAUACAUGUUCAAAGGACGCCUCCUGCUAAAUUUUAUGGACGAUUCCGCAUUUGAGCUACUUCCACUGCCUGUUCGUCCGCCAGCGCCUGUCCGAGAUGGUCAUGUCUCGCCGCCGGUGAUCGAGUCCGAGGAGGAGAAGUCGCCGGACGAUGACGACAUCGACGAGCCCGUGGCAAACAAUCGACGAAAUCGCGAUGAUGUCAUCGUUUUAGCUGCUAAGCGAGGCGGAAAAGGCUUUGGACGAGGUGCUAGCAAUACGAGAGCCGGCGUGAAAAAUAGAAGCGCGAGUUCAUCGAAUGCCAAAAGCAAGUCCAACAGCGGCGGAUUGCUCUGGAAUUGGAAAUCGAGACCUUCUUCGAAUCGUCAUUCAUCAACAUAUUAUUAUCAUCAUAAUCAUUACUAUGAUGCUGAUGAGCGCUAUAUUUAUUCGAGAUUCAAUCGAAAUCGAUAUCGAAAUGACAGAAGACAUGAAGGUGGACCUCAGCCAACAGAAAAUCAAGCUGCAAUAAUGGAGAAUGAGCGAACUAGACGACUAAAGGGCAAAUUUGGCAGAAUUUUGAAAGUUUUGAUGAAAACGCAACAGAAUGAUACCAAGUAUGCGAACAAUUUUGAGAAUAAAGGUUUCGACGCGAUUCCGAUUGUCAGCAGGAUUCCGGUCUUCACCGACAGCCGAUUUUCGGAUAUCAAUAUCUAUGUUGAUGGAAUGGCAAAAGAGGCGGAGAUUAUUCAGCAAAUUGUAAUGGACACCUGGAACACGAGUGAGGCUGGAUCAAAAUAUCGCAUCUUCGAAGAUGUUAGGAAUUGGACCGAUGCUCAACAGCAUUGCAGUUCGUUUGGAGCAUACUUGGCGAUUGUGGAUAGCGAUGCAAAGAAUGAAUUUGUGAAAGAUCUUCUUCGCGAAACUCCGCCAUCCUUUGAAUAUUCUUGGAUCGGAUUGAGAACGGUGCUUAACAAGAAUAUGACGGGAAGAGAAGAAUGCACAAUGAUCGAUCGCGUUGGUAAUUGGACGAUUGCUGAUUGCUCUCAAAAGAAUUCCUUCGUGUGCCAAGUGAUUCGAAUCGGUGGCGCUCUUGACAUUCAAUCGGACUCCAACAGCACUCUAAUUGAGAAAUAA